GGAGCUGUGGGCUUGUUUCCUGCGGGCUGGCAAAGUUUUGUUUCCGGUUCAUCAGGGUGAACGAGUGCAGAUGCACAUAGCGGAUUGGGAGCCGAGAGGGAUGCUGAGCAGACAUGGAACCCCAGGUUGGGUUCUGGAUCUGUGGCUGGUACCUUAGUUUUCUCCUCUUGUCCCUUGUCCGUCAGACAACUUCAGGGGACUGUAAAGGUCAACGCAUUGUGCUCCGGAGUUCCCCGGGAUAUGUGAGCGAUGGCCCUGGGAACUAUUCAGUCAAUGGAAACUGCGAGUGGUUAAUAGAAGCCCCUAACAACAACUAUCGCAUUUUGCUAAGUUUCCUGUUUAUGGAGACAGAGUGCGCAUAUGAUUACCUCUUUGUUUAUGAUGGUGACUCGUAUAGCGAUCGACUGCUGGCCAGUCUGAGUGGAAGUAGCCUGCCAAGCACUCUAGAGGCCACCUCCGGGAAGAUGCUCCUUCAUCUCUUUAGUGAUGCAAACUAUAACCUACUGGGGUUUAAUGCCACUUAUAGCUUUUCCCUAUGCCCACACGGAUGUUCUGGGCAUGGCUUAUGCCAGGAAAACUCGCAGUGCCUUUGUGACCUUGGCUGGAGUGGAGAAGGCUGUCAGGUGCCCAGCUGCAGAUCAUAUGCCCAGCAUGGAAUUUGCAACCAGGAGAAUCAGCGCUGUGUGUGUUCACCUGGGUACAUGGGGGAGAGGUGUGACUUGUCACUGACCGAUAAUCAGGGUGCAGGAAACUGGUACAAUGUGAGUAGUCUGGACCCCAUUUUCACCCCAAGAGCUGCAGCUGCUGGAGCCUUUCUGCCACCAACCAACUCUCUCUACAUCUUUGGGGGUUCAGAUUUGAAUUCUCCACUAGGAGAUCUCCUUAUUUAUAAUUUCACUUCUAAUACUUGGGAGAGGAAAAUGUAUCAUGGCGGCCCGGCUGCACGCCAUUCACAUAUAGUGGUGGAGUGGAAUGGGACCCUUAUUUUAUUUGGAGGGGAACUGGCUUGGGGAAACUUGACUGGAGAUACGUGGGUGUUUUUACCACUGGAAGAACGCUGGAUGGAGCUAACACAUUACAGCACUCUGCAUCCACCUCCAGUUGCAAACCAUGCCGCAGCCUCUGUAGAUAACUGGCUUUAUGUGUUUGGAGGUCGAACCUCACAGGAUGUGUUUUCAUCACAAAUGUUCCGUUUAAACCUAAUUUCUUGGGAAUGGGAGCUGGUCCUUUCAGGAGGUGGGAAGCCUCCAGCUGCUGCUGGUCACUCUAUGGUGUUUCAUGCUGCUUCUCGCACACUGCUUAUUUUUGGGGGGCAUCGGCCUUCUACAGCAAGGUUUAGCGUGCGCGUUAAUACCACAGAUCUUUUUCAUGUGGAUCUGAAUUACUGGACCACACUCAGACCACGAGAUGGGAAUCGGGGGCCACGAGAGAGAGCUUUUCACAGUGCCACAGUCAUUGGAAACUAUAUGGUCAUAUACGGUGGAAACUUGCACAUUCAUCACCAUGAAGAAAAGUGUUACGAUGAGGAAAUAUUUUUUUACCAUCUUGGCUGCCACCAGUGGGUUCCCAGCAAGAUCAUGAGUCAAAUCGUAUCCAACUAUCAGGGUAAACAAGCUAUGGGUGGUGGGAGAUAUUCCCAUGUAGCUGCUUUAAUGAAAGGCAGGGUCUUGCUGAUAGCUGGAGGGUACAGUGGCUUUCCCCGUGAUGACCUUCUUGCUUUCAAGGUGCCAGUAUCUGUAUACCAGACUGCUGUUCAGGAUUAUCACCUUGACUACUGCCACAUGUAUACAGAUGAGGUCACAUGCUCCAAAGAUCCUGAAUGCACUUGGUGCCAAACAAGUUGCCAGACUCCCCAGCCCAAUAAAAAUUGCUCUGAUAAAAGCUGCUUGGGACUAGCGCGACUCCUUUCUGACUGUCAGUCAUGCCUGGCCUUCAGCACCAACAUGACUUCAUCCUCUCAUAUUAAGCGCACUUUUGGCUGGUGUGUUCAAAAUGAAACCUGCAUGCCAAUUUCAGAACGUUCAUCAUGCAGUGUUGGACAAAUAUCUGGCAUGCAUGGCUGGUGGGGAACUGCCACUACAUUUAUCACCACUCUGGACGGUUGUCGAACUCACAAUUUUUUGCCAGGCCUUCACCUCAUCACUUAUCAUCAUCCUCGUAAUGAAUCUCAGCCUGAUGGGGUGUCUCUAGUACGUAAUACGAAAAUAUCUAUGACUCCCAGCACCGAAAUGGAUGUGUCUCUGGUGUAUAAAGGAUUUCUGUAUCCAAUGCUGAGUCCAGGCUCAUCCCCAGAACGAGUUUCUAUCUGGGUUCGUAUCCAGAGAUUCUUUGUCAUCGCCCGUCUGGGUCGCGCCCCCGGCAGCCUUUCCAGUUUGGAAGAAGUUGGGCGUUGGUCUGCGCACCAAGAAAAAGAGGAGCGUCGCCUUCAGAGAAACAGCGGGGAGCAACUGUUCCCAAAUGCUGAGCGUGGAAGUCGGUACGCAGUGCAGAUAGAGGGCUAUCUGAACAAUACUGGGAAUGGACAUGCAAGUGAGCUGAGUUUGAUGUGGGACCGCACUGGUGUUCCUGGUGGCAGUGAGAUCUCUUUUCUUUUUUUGGAGCCCCAUCGAUCUGACAAUUGCUCUGGGUACCCUUCCUGUUUGGCUUGUUUGGCGGAUCAAGGAUGUGGCUGGUGUCCCCAGAAUUUUAAAUGUUACCAGCGCCUUGCUGGAGAAGGGGCGGAGACAUGCAAGGACAACCCCUUAAUCUUAUCACCUAGCAACUGUCAGCUGUGUGAAGAAUACAGAGAAUGUGAGACCUGUGCUAAGGAUGCAUAUUGUGAGUGGCAGACACACAGUAGUAAGAAAGGGGAUUCCCUGUGCAGUCGUAGAGGUCGAGUGCGUAACUCCAUCAGAACCACUGAAGCCUGCCCUAAGGCCUGCAACCAACGCCUGAGCUGUUCUGAGUGUCUCUCCAACUCCAGUCACUGCGCUUGGUGUCAAUCGACAGGAAAGUGCUUCUAUUUCGCAGCCUAUCUAGCAAAGUAUGCUUAUGGGGAUUGCCGAGACUGGUAUGACAGUGUGCACUCAGCUCCUCAAUGCACAGAUUGCUCUGCAUAUACCACAUGCCGCGAUUGUCUGAAGAACUUUGAAUGUGGUUGGUGUGGGAACUCUGAUAACCCCACUGUUGGACGGUGCUUCUCUGGGGAUUUCUCUGGCCUGCGGGGCUAUUCCAAUUGCGCUCAAGCCCUUUCACUGUCCGGACUCACUGAACCAACAGAGCCAGCACAGUGGUCCUAUUCUUUUUGCCCAGAUGUUGAUGAGUGUAGGCUUGAGAUGGCCACCUGCCACCAGCAUGCCACUUGCAGAAACACUCCUGAAUCCUAUGAAUGUCACUGUAAUCGUGGAUACAGUGGUGAUGGCAUAACGCAUUGUAACCAAACGUGUUAUAAUGAAUGCUCUCAUGGAACAUGCAGUGGGCCUCCCUCUUACACUUGUGUGUGUGACCUUGGCUGGACAUCAGACUACACAGCUGUGAAUGAGAGUGGAGUGGAAUGCAGUGUAGACUGUGGAUGCCAUUUUCACAGCACCUGCAAACAUGGCAGAGGCAUCUGUGAUUCCUGCCAGGACUGGACACAAGGUGAAUAUUGCCAGGAGUGCCAGCCUGGAAGCUUUGGAAGUGCCAUCCAAAAGCCUGGGUGCCAAGAGUGUACGUGCCAUAAGCAUGGGAGAGCUGACCAGGGCUAUUGUGACCGAGAUACAGGAUUAUGUCACUGUAGUGACAACACCCAAGGGGAUCACUGUGAGAAGUGUGCAUCUGGAUAUUAUGGGGAUCCAAGGAAUGGCGGUACUUGUUAUCUAGAGUGCCAGGGCCGGCAGUUCAUCCCCAAUGUGACAUCCUCUGCUUUGGGCUCUCCGGCUGGCUCGUACUGUCUGUGGGUGCUAAGUGUAUCUGAAAAUGCCAAGCCGUGUGUCCCAGAUGUUAAUUGUUCUAGAUUGACCUUAACUCUACAACCCGAUCUAAGAGUUAACUGCACACACAGCUAUGUGUACAUGUUUGAUGGGAUUCCAGGAUUCCUAGACACUGGCCUUUUGCAGUCAGACCGCAGCUUGCUUGGGGCUUUUUGUGGCCAGGGGCGAGGAGCAACGCCUAUAACUGUAGAGGCCACUACAGGUGUCCUAGUAGUGUAUUAUGAAGCCAACAACACUGAACCAGCAGGUUUUAAUGCCACAUAUAAAGUGCAUGUGUGUUAUCCACCAUGUGGACCCAGUCAGGUGUGCCAGGGGCAAAAAUGUGUAUGCCGGAACCCUCUGUCUGACCCAAGCUGCCAGCGUUUGGUGUGUCCCAAAAACUGCUCUGCAGAAGAUGGACAAGGAGUCUGCAAUCAGACCCUGGGUUUUUGCCUUUGCUAUCCUGGCUAUGCUGGGGAAGACUGCUCAUUGCCUCUGGCAGGGAAGAUUGUAUGGGAGAAUCUGAUAGACCCUCAGUUAACCGCGGAUACUGCAAGCCGCUUCCUUCACAGAUUGGGCCACACCAUGGUAGAGGGCCCAGAUAACACACUCUGGAUGUUUGGAGGCCUCUCACUAAGAGAUGGAGUGCUGGGGAGCGUGUAUAGAUACGCUAUCUCAGAACGGCGUUGGACACAGAUGCUGGCUGGUACAGAAGGUGGGGGUCCUGGCCCAUCUUCACGGUACUUCCAUGCAGCAGCAUAUAACUCCUUGCGCAAUGCUAUGUAUGUAGUAGGUGGACUUACUGCCCAGGGAGCUUCCAAAGACUUCUGGGUGCUGAACCUAACUACUCUACAGUGGAGAUUAGAAUCUGCCCCGCUAGUGCCACCAGUGGCUGGUCACACACUUACAUCUCGUCGUGGAUCUUCCCUUCUUCUUAUUGGUGGAUAUUCCCCAGAGAAUGGAUUUAAUAACCGUGUCCUGGAAUACAGCACUGAGUUAGAAACCUGGAAGGUGGGCCACCAGACUGGAACUCCUCCCACAGGUUUGUAUGCCCAUUCCACUGUGUACCAUGAGGGUACUGAUGCGUUCUAUGUGUUUGGUGGGCAGCGAUUUCAUGUGGAGGCAGUGACUGCUUCUGCUGAACUCUACAGCUUGUAUUAUCCCAAUCUCACCUGGAGCCUUCUUGCACCCUCUCAAGGAAGAAAGCCCUUAUCUCACUUCUUCCACGUUGCCGCCAUACUGAGGGAUACAAUGAUAGUGGUUGGUGGACGCACAGAGCAACAAGAAUACAGCAAUCAUAUUCUCUUCUACCAGAUCCACUGCAAUUCAUGGAUCCGCCCCAACCGAAGUGAUAUGGUGUUGGGGCUCCCCAUGAACAAAUCUAUAGGCCAUACUGUUGCAGUUGUUGGUGGCCGGCUUUACAUCUCUGGAGGAUUUAAUGGUGUGGCACUAGGACGCAUGUUGACCCUCACUGUACCCUCUGACCCCUGCCUGUUGUUCAGCACUAAUGCCACCUGUAGCCAGAGCUUGGGCAGUUGUGUUUGGUGCCAGCACAGCUGUGUAUCUGCAGAUACAGCCAAUAGGAGUGGCUGCCCCCUACCCAUCACUUCUUGUUACCCUCUGCCACGGUCAGCAGAUGAUUGCAGGAGGUUGAAGACUUGCAGUGAAUGUCUGGCGCAGCACCCUCGCUCUAUGAGUACUCCGCUUUCAAUGGGCUCCCCACGCUGUAAGUGGUGCACAAACUGCCCCGAGGGAGCCUGCAUUGGCAAUGAUGGUAGCUGCACCUCUGAAAAUGACUGUCGUAUUAACCAGCGUGAGAUAUUCUUGGCCAGUAACUGCUCUGAAAUUUCAUGUGAAGCAUCUGACUGCCACAAAUGCACUGCUUCAGGGAAAUGCAUGUGGACCAGACAGUUUAAGCGCACAGGGGAGACACGACGGAUACUAAGUGUGCAACCUACUUAUGACUGGACUUGUUUCAGCCACUCAUUGCUCAAUGUAUCUCCAAUGCCAGUGGAAUCAUCUCCUCCCCUUCCCUGUCCAACACCCUGUCACAAUUACAGCACGUGCCAUGAUUGUCUAAGCUCCAAGGGUGCCGAUGGCGGUUGGCAGCAGUGUGUUUGGAGUGUAGCUCUUAGCCAGUGCAUGAGCCCCACUUUCCUGCCAAUGCGCUGCGCUGCAGGAGCCUGUGGCCGAGUCCUCAGUGGUACAGAGAGCUGUUCCCCUUCAUGCUCCCGUCACACUCACUGCGCAGCCUGUAUCCAGCACCCCAGAUGUGGAUGGUGUGCACGCCGAGAGGGCAAUGGUGAUGGGGAAUGCAUGGAAGGGGGCCUUAAUGGCCCUACACAAGGGGAGCAGUGCUUCUCAGAUGAUUCUGACUGGGCCUUCAUGUCUUGCCCCCCUGAGAAUGAGUGUUUGAAUCAACAUCAUGAUUGCAACGAAACCCAGAACUGCAGUGACCUGCCCAAUGGGUUCCAGUGCACAUGCAAGAAAGGAUACACUUUGCAUAAUGUGACAGGUCUGUGCCGCCCUGUGUGUGAUCAUGGCUGUGUGAAUGGGACUUGUGUGGAGCCCAACCGAUGCCGAUGUGACUUUGGCUAUGUGGGAGAGAACUGCUCUGUCGCCUGCCCCUGCAACAAACACAGCAAUUGCUUGGGACUGGGGGUCGAGGACAAGUGUGAAGAAUGCCGCAACAAUACCAUGGGGACACACUGUGAGAAAUGCAAACCUCUAUUUGUGGGUUCGGCAAUAAAUGGCGGAACAUGCCGAUCAUGCUUUGAUUUCUGCCGUGGGAACAGUGAAGUAUGCCUGAGGAGGGAGGAACAUGAGAUUGCCUUGAGGGAACCUGAGAAGUAUCCACUGGACCCCAGAUCAGUGUCAGUGUGGGUUUCCCAGGGCCCCACAGAGGAUACAGCAGUCUGUGUGAACUGCCAGAAUAACAGCUGUGGGGAAAAGUGUGACCAGUGCCUGCCGGGUUACUUCCUUUUGGAUAAACGUUGCACCAAAUGUCAAUGCAACGGACACGCAGAUACUUGUAGUGAGAUUGACGGCACAAACUGUCCCUGCAGCAAUAACACAGAAACUGGAAACUGCCAGAACAGCCCACAGAGCGAAAAGAAAGACUGCUACAAAUACCAGUGUGCUAAAUGCAAGGAUUCUUUUCAUGGUAACCCAGUGAAUGGGCGCCAGUGUUAUCGCUUGAUGACCGUGGAACAAGAGUAUUGCUUUGAUCCGACAUCUCAGAGUAACUGCUUUCAUGAGCCCAACAUCCAGAAUCUUCCAUUUGGACGCACAGUCUUCUUUGGUGUGCAGCCCAAGUUCACCAAUGUCGAUAUCAGGGUCACGGUCGAUGUGACCUUCGGUUGUGUCGAUGUCUUUGUUUCCACCUCCUACGAGACUUUUUCUGUUGAAGUAGAUCCGCUGACAGGGGUUCAUGGAGUGCGUGUACAUCACAGCCAGUCGGACCUGGAUGGGCACAUAGGCCCUGAACCCUUAACUGCUUCUGCAAAUGGGAGCUUAGGACGUGCAGUGGGUAAGAUUCACUGGCUGCGUGAGGAGCGCCCACGUGGGCUGAUUACGUACAUCACAGUGAGCAACCAGCAGACUGUACUUAUUGUACGAGGAGUCAGGGACCGAGUGGUUAUUACUUAUCCCCACGAACUACACACUCUAAAAUCCAGCCGCUUCUAUCUGCUGCUGCUGGGAAACUCAAGCAAUGGAUCAGGGGAGUCUCAAGGACUACUGUUCUUCCGACAGGACCAGGCACACAUCGAUCUCUUUGUUUUCUUUUCUGUUUUCUUCAGCUGCUUCUUCCUAUUCCUCUCAGCCUGUGUUUUGCUUUGGAAGGUCAAGCAGUGGCUGGAUGUGCGCAGAGAGCAGAGGCGCCACCUUCAGGAAAUGAGCAAGAUGGCCAGCAGGCCAUUCGCCAAACUAACUGUGUACUUUCAGCCAGACGUGGAACCGUUAAGUGGAUGCCAUUCAGGGGGACCAAUUUUACCAUCACUUCCUCAUCACCACCACCACCAUCAUCACCAUCACCAUCGCUCCAAACCAAGAGUAAAGUCAUAUGAUCCAUCUGCUCCACAGCCUCCAUCUCUUCGCCACUCGGACCCUUUCCUUUCUCAGUUACUGGGUUACACUUAUUGCAAUUUUAGAGUGGGGCCCAUUACACUGGAGCCCACGGACGACGGUAUGGCUGGGGUGGUCACACUUCUUUUACAACUGCCUGGGGGUGCCCAAGCACCCAACAGAGCCUGCUUAGGCUCAGCGCUGGUCACCUUGCGCCACAACCUGCAAGAAUACUGUGGCCCCAGCCAUGUAGUCAGCAGCUCCAGGAAGGGACUCCUAAGUCAUGAGAACUUGACUAGCAUGUCACUUUAAUUUUUGAAGGAGCAGAAGAAAGAAAAAACUGACAUAGUAAAUUAUAGUAGAUGAUGGUUUUGGAUUGCUGUGCAAGAGGGGACUUGCGUUGAUGAAUGGUUUUCUUUUUUUUUUUUUGCACAGAACAAAGAACUGCACCAAAUUCCAUGCAACCAAGUGUUUGCACUGAAAUGUAAAUGCCAGUUUUAUGUGGGAGGGUCCUUGAUUUCAUAGGGUUAUUUAUGAUGGCUUAGUGCAAUGAUACUUUUUUUUUUUUUUUUUUUUUUACUGGGGUAUGGAUUCAGGAGGAUUCAGGGAACUCUAAAGGACUGAAUCUCCUGUUGUUCUGUUACAAAGGGAGAAAACAAUUGCCUUGUUUGUAGGCAGCUUAACACUAAGGUAUUUAUUUUCAACAGAAAUGACUGUUACAGAGCAGUGUUCCUGCUUAAUAAAUAUGCUCCACACGUUCUCUGAGAUAUUCUGCCUUCCAAGUAGAUUAUGGCUCAUUUCUCUAGAGAAAAUAUAUGUAAAAGUAAGGCAAAUGUCAGAAAUGGUGACAGCUGUUCCACUGAGAUUCUAACCUUGGGAAGGUUCUGAAACUUUGAUUGCCCACAUGUUGGGGAAACCCUGUAAAAUUUCCGAGUUUUAAGUUUAAACUCUUAAGUUGUAAAUGGCGACAGGUAGGUUGAACCUUGGGAAGGUGUUAAUGCUGUGGUUGCCUUCAGGACAAUAAGUUGUUCUAACCUUGUGAAGGUUGAAAAGCUUUGAGUGGCUACAGGUUGGUCUAAUCAUGUCAAGGUUCUAAAGCUUUGGCUACAGGUUGGUCUACCCUGGUCAAGGUUCUAAAGCUUUGGCUACAGGUUGGUCUACCCUGGUCAAGGUUCUAAAGCUUUGGCUACAGGUUGGUCUAAUUAUGUCAAGGUUCUAAAGCUUUGGCUACAGGUUAGUCUACCCUGGUCAAGGUUCUAAAGCUUUGGCUACAGGUUGGUGUACCCUGGUCAAUGUUCUAAAGCUUUGGCUACAGGUUGGUCUACCCUAGUUAAGGUUCUAAAGCUUUGGCUACAGGUUGGUCUAUCCUUUUCAAGGUUACAAAGCUUGUAACAGGUUACAGGUUGGUGUAACCAUGUGAAGGUUAAGGCUAAAGCUUUAACUGGCUUCACAUUUAGGCAUUUCAUGGCCUUGAUGCUUUUACUGGAUAUGAGUUGUUCCGAGCCCUGCCUUCUUAAAGGUUUUCUUCACACAAAUACACAGCCAUUACAACUGAAAGCCAGCUGCACUGAGAAUUACUAAUGUGUAUAGUGGUGGAAUUUAUUGGCCAGUAAAGUGAUGGGAAAGCCAUGUAUCAGUAUUGAAAUAAAACCUGUAUGUGUGCUACAUAA
This is a messenger RNA of Xenopus tropicalis (tropical clawed frog), 9664 nucleotides long. It is a transcript of the gene megf8, whose product is annotated as multiple EGF-like-domains 8. Gene Ontology annotation, cellular component: membrane. Lineage: Eukaryota; Metazoa; Chordata; Amphibia; Anura; Pipidae. The transcript has 43 exons. Bases 114 to 8306 code for a protein of 2730 amino acids. The record is from RefSeq and is a predicted model, not a curated record. Gene Ontology annotation, biological process: animal organ development; system development. Gene Ontology annotation, molecular function: calcium ion binding.